AAGAGGAAGUGGUAUAAAAUAUGCUUGCAUCUGUCAGCGCCCAGAGGAAGCAACAUCGUCAUUUCAAUUUGUCUUUGGUCGGGAGACAUGUUAAAAAUCUUUUUGUCAGAAGUGACUGAAUGGGGAUGGAUACAAUGGAUGUUUUUCCUCUUUAUGGUCUCAGGUACUUGCUCCCAGGGCACAGUUCACCAGCCCCCAGUGCUUACCGCUGCUCUGGGUCAUGAUGCUAUAAUGCCAUGCCAGCUCAUUCUUUCUGACAAUGUGAAAAUGGUCAUUCCACCGGUUCUGUAUUGGGCGGUCUUACCACAGGAAUCUGAUGAUGACAAACUGUGGCCCCCCUCUGAGAAUUAUAAGGAACGUGUUGACCUCCUGGACAAAGAUCUGUACUCUCCAAACAAGUCUGUACUCUUCAGGAAUGUCCAGUGGGCUGACAGUGGGAGGUACCAGUGCAAAGUCUCCAUCACCACCAAGGACGGACGUUUUAGGAGAUUGGGAAAUACAAGUUUACUGGUGGUUCAUGACACCAUGACCUUUAACCUCAGCGGCCACAACGACUCCCUGCUCCGCUGUGAAGUCAAUGUGACACACAAUCCCGGAUUUGUUUUGACCAUUUUUCACGAUGGAUACAAACUCGAAACUGGCGACUCCUCCGCGUCAGGGGACUCUAACUCAUCUCUCCACUUCGUCACGCUCUCUGAGGCAGUUCUGCUGAGUAGCGACGGAACAUAUGAGUGUCAGCUGCACCUGAACGAAGACCUGGUAACAACAAGCAUCUUCGACUACCACCUGCCUGUGGCUGAAGAACCUAAAGAUGCUGGAAAAAAUGUCUCAGCUACCGUUCAGCCAGACAAGCCGGUGGAGUAUAAAGAGCCGUGGCACCUGUACAUCGCCCUCCUCCUGGUGCCCACCAUCGUCCUGCUGGUCCUCCUUACGGCCCUGCUGAUUCGCAGAGACUGAGUCUGUUCACAUCUGGCUCAAACAAAGAGGCUUAACAAUGGAGAUCUGUGCUGUCAGCGAAGAAGGAGCCUCUCAUCUUACAGACCAAAGUCAUUCAUGACCAGGGACAAUCAGCUUCAGUCGACUCGAGUUAAAAGAGCAACACACUCUGACUUAAAUGACAUCAGUGCUCUGCUGUGUCCUCAUUCAGGAGAGACUCCCUUCAAGUCCCACAACUGUACAUCUUAAUGGUUUAAGGAGGCUGACAUUUAAGAGUGUGUGUCUUUCUUUCCCCCAUAUUUUGGGAAACCCAAUCAGCCCUCAGAAUCCAAAAAGCCUGACUGCGCCAGUCAUGCGUUUCAUGGCACACAACUCACAAACCUCCACUAAAAGUCCCUGGUUGUCUCCUACAAACAUAACUUAUAUUCAGCUGUUUGCAACAGAAAACACAUUCUGAGGUGAUGCCAACCACAGUACGUUAAGUUUCUAUUAACAUAAUGGUGGGUUGUGAAAACGUUGAUAGCAGCAAAACGUUCGCUGGUAACGUCUCUCAUUUUUUUUCUAGGAAAUCCAAACACUAUCAACUCGUGGCUGAGAACAAAAAACAUGUGUACUGUUUCUUUUUUGUUUUGUAUCGUGAAAACUAGUCAACAAAGCUGAGAAAGAAACGAAAAAAACAAAAACAAAAAACGUGCUGAAACUGAGUCUGAGUCUGAACUUUACAGGUCAGACAGAGGGAAUGUAAAAGUUUGUCCUUUUGACACUUUUACAACAAUUUCUCCUCUUGUUCACAGUGUUAACUGUAUGAACUAUAAUAUCCUGCCAAAUAUGUGCGUUUACUUUCAAAGGGAAGCACAGAAUUGCCAUAAAGUUCUAAACAGUCCAUUGUCAUAAAACUAAACAAAUCAAUAACCGUUCCCUGCAGAUGCACGGUACAUCUCGACGGCACUACUUAUAAAAAAUCUUUUUCAUACAGACUUCUCUGACCCUCACUGACUGAUUCUCUGAGUCUCUGCCUACGAACAAAAAGAGACUUAAAAAGUUCUUCGUGGUCAAAAAGAUUUGUGUAUUGAAUGAGCCAGAUAUUGUAUCUGUUUUGCUCAUGUUGUUCAAACUGCAUAACUUAAAAAAUAUAUAUAUAUAUGUGAAGUGUGUGCGAUUAUACAUGUCCAUAUUCAACAUAAUGCUGUUCUAUAUUAGUUACUCUUCUUGACUGUUUUUCUAUCUGACUAUUAUUUCUUUAUUUUUUUUAAAAGAACAAAAACAAAAGCAAUUAAACGAAACUAAAACUG
This is a messenger RNA of Acanthopagrus latus (yellowfin seabream), 2228 nucleotides long. RefSeq lists its product as uncharacterized. Gene Ontology annotation, biological process: cell surface receptor signaling pathway; cellular response to lipopolysaccharide; T cell costimulation. Bases 88 to 957 code for a protein of 289 amino acids. Gene Ontology annotation, cellular component: external side of plasma membrane. The transcript has 5 exons. Lineage: Eukaryota; Metazoa; Chordata; Actinopteri; Spariformes; Sparidae. The record is from RefSeq and is a predicted model, not a curated record.